Messenger RNA from Trichoplusia ni (cabbage looper), 2864 nucleotides. RefSeq names its product double-strand break repair protein MRE11 (gene mre11). Bases 685 to 2538 code for a protein of 617 amino acids. Gene Ontology annotation, biological process: mitotic G2 DNA damage checkpoint signaling; mitochondrial double-strand break repair via homologous recombination; telomere maintenance. The transcript has a single exon. The record is from RefSeq and is a predicted model, not a curated record. Lineage: Eukaryota; Metazoa; Arthropoda; Insecta; Lepidoptera; Noctuidae. Gene Ontology annotation, molecular function: 3'-5'-DNA exonuclease activity; DNA endonuclease activity; manganese ion binding. Gene Ontology annotation, cellular component: Mre11 complex; nucleus.
AUCAUUUUACAUAUAUAAAUAUAUUCAUUAUCAAGCAUUUCUCAGAAUAAAGCUUUUCUUAGAUUAAGAUAUGACACAUGGUGCCAUUGAUCAACUUUUUACCUGUUGUGGUCGAACCCAUUGUUGUAUCAGAUUUCGCAUUUCUGCAAUUUCCAAAAGAUGUCUUUCUAAAGCCGUGGACAGUUUUCACUGGACACAUUGCUAAUUUAUGUCAAAUCUAUUAGCUGCGUACUACCUCCGAGACGGUUAGGAUAGGUGAGGUUAGGUGUUCCAAAAUUAGGAUUUAUAUUUUUAAUAUCAAUACUUAAAGCUGUCAUAGAACACCAGAAUGCUUAUUGUAUAGCUAUAAAGUUGGUAAAUCAUAACAUGUUAAAUUUUAUCUAGAUCAUUAUUUUCUUUAUUUCUAUACAAGGCUUUGGACACAUCCGAAACUUAAGCUAUUACUGUAGAGAAUCCUACCGGAGCCGGCAAAUAGGGAAAUUUCUUCAAUAUUAGAAUCUAUUACUUAUCUGUCAAAAAUUCACAUUCUGUCGAUGUUCUGUCGUAAAUCGUUUGACAUUUGUGAUACUGUACUCUGUAGUCAAUAGCAGUUUCAUUUGGCGGUUUAUUGAAAGGAAUUGACACUUUUUAUUUUACUUUCUUUAAAUUUACGACAAAACUACAGUAACUAUAAAUUGAUGCACCAUGGUCAGUCAUGAUUCUAGUGUAUGGUCUCACGACGAAACUAUAAGAAUCCUCAUAGCUUCUGACAUACAUUUAGGUUACUUAGAAGAUCAUCCUGUCAGAGGCGAGGAUAGCUUUAUAGCUUUUGAAGAAGCUUUAUCAUUGGCUGUACAAUAUGAUGUGGAUUUAGUGCUGCUCGGUGGUGAUUUAUUUCAUCAUGCUAAACCGUCUCUUAAUUGCAUUUACAAAUGCACGGAGAUCAUUCGAAAAUACUGUUUCGGUAAUAAGCCGGUGAGCAUUGAGUUACUGUCGGAUCAGUCAAUUAAUUUUUCAAGAAAUGUUAAUUACGAAGACCCAAACUUAAACGUGUCUUACCCGAUAUUGUCUAUACAUGGUAAUCACGACGAUCCUGUGGGAAGAGAUGGUAUUAGCAGCCUCGAUAUACUGUCCACUGGAGGCUUAGUAAACUAUUUUGGGAAAUGGACCGAUUAUACCCAUGUACAAAUUUCUCCCGUACUUCUGCAAAAGGGUGAUACCAAGCUUGCUCUGUAUGGAUUAAGUCACUUAAAAGACCAACGCUUAUCACGUCUGUUUCAAGAGAAGAAAGUUGAAAUGUUACGAGAUGAAGACCAUGAAUGGUUUAAUAUACUUGUGUUACAUCAAAAUCGAGCAGAGGAUAGAGGAGCUGGCAAUUUCAUCAAAGAAGAUGAGCUUCCUAAAUUUCUUGAUUUAGUUGUGUGGGGCCAUGAACAUGAUUGUGAGUUGUAUGAAAUGAAAGGCAAUACUGAAAAGGAUUACUUUCAAGUAGUCCAGCCAGGCAGCACAGUAGCCACAUCCCUUGCAGCUGGGGAAGCUAAGCAAAAACAUUGUGCCUUAUUGCAAAUUCACAAAAAUGAUUAUAUAUUAACACCUUUGCCUUUAAAAAGUGUUCGGCCAUUUAUCUUCAAAACAAUUGUGCUAUCUGAACAUGAUAUGGGAGAUGAAGAUGUUAAUGAAAGUGAAAAGGUGCAGGAGUUUCUUAAACAGAAAGUGAAUGAAGCCUUAACAGAAGCACAAAGCUUAAUGUCUGGAGACCCGCGACAACCAAGCUUGCCUUUAAUUAGGCUAAGUGUGUUUUAUGAGAGAGAGGAUCAGAUAUUUAACAGAGCAAGAUUUGGACAGCACUUUUAUGGCCAAGUUGCCAAUUCAAGUGACAUUCUUUUACUAAAGAGGGAAAGGAAAAUACGCGAGCGGCGUCAGGGACAAGGCGACAAGGUCAAUGUAGCUGACAUUGUUACGGACUCCACCGACGUAGAGACGCUGCUCCGGGUCUACUAUGAGGCGCUGCCGCCCGACCGGCGCUUGACAGCUUUGCCGGUACAGCUGAUGACAGAGGCGGUGCGGGACUUUACUAUUAAGCAAAGCGAUGAAAUUUUGAAGGCUGCUUUAGAUGCACAUAAGAGACGUUGCAUAGCGGCUUUGAUAGAGUCCAAUACUGACACUGAUAUUGAGGCGAUUGCAGACCGUCUUCGUGUGCUGCGUGAUGAAAUAGACAAUGCUGAUGCAAACCAGCUGGCGGCGUUAAAAUCAGCUACGGUACCCGAUCACAUUGUUAUAGAAGGUUCCAGUGAUGAAGAAUUACUAAAGCCAGAACUAGAUAAAGAGGUUCAGGGGCGAGGCCGAGGGCGCGGGUCGCGGGGUGGGCGCGGAUCGCGAGCCCGGGGGGCGCGAGCGCGGGGGCGGGGCCGCGCUGACGACGCGACCUCCGAUCCCGCGCCGCCGCCUGCCGCCGCCGAGCGACGCACGCCGCGCCGCACUGCCGCCAAGAUAUCCGACAGCUGGAUUAAAAACUAUGCUUCCAAGGCCGGCCGAGAUUCAUCUGAUAAUGAUGACUAAUUACUUACUUCAUACGGCUACGGCUUUCUAAUGUCCUAAAACUACGCCACGCUACUAUAGAAACGAAGUAACGCUUGCAUGAAAAGCAUUCCAUAGUUUGCUGUCAUUAUGGAUAUCCUAUAUCCGUGAUAAUUGUGAUCAUGUAAUUAUCACACACAACUGAAAAGCAGUAGUAAUACUUUAAAAUAUGACUGCAUGUUUUCAUGUGCCUUAUCCUUAAAGGAACAUAACUGUUAUCUGAAUUCACACUAGUGGAAAUCAUUUAAAGCUUUUUAUUUUAACUUAAUUCUUAAGAUAUAACAUAGUUAAUAAAUGAUGUAAGUAUA